Penaeus chinensis is the source of this 1116-nucleotide messenger RNA. RefSeq names its product protein krueppel-like. Gene Ontology annotation, biological process: regulation of transcription by RNA polymerase II. Lineage: Eukaryota; Metazoa; Arthropoda; Malacostraca; Decapoda; Penaeidae. The record is from RefSeq and is a predicted model, not a curated record. The transcript is spliced from 2 exons. Gene Ontology annotation, molecular function: RNA polymerase II cis-regulatory region sequence-specific DNA binding; DNA-binding transcription factor activity. The coding region runs from base 130 to 561 and encodes 143 amino acids.
CUGUCCAUUCCGCUGUACCCAGAAAAGCAAUCUCAAGAUACAUCUACGUACCCACAAUGGAGAAAAGCACAAUGCAAUUACAUAACUUUAAGUACCAGUGACAUUGAUAUGUAUAUGCGUUUUUUGUAGAUGAAGGUGAUGCUGGCCAGUGACGGCAUGAGGACUGGCAGAGGAGGAAGAACAGGGACUGAAGAAAGUAAUACAGCAGUCAAGUUGCUUGAAUGCUGCAAGUGCCCCUAUACUUGCAUCCAACAGGCAGAGAUGGAUAUGCAUUAUCGUACACAUCCAGAAGUGAAACCAUACUCAUGCCCACACUGUCCUUUCCGUUGUUCCCGCAGCGAUAACCUAAAGAUACACAUUCGUAUCCAUACUGGAGAGAGACCCUUUUCAUGCCCUCACUGCCCACAUCACUCUGCAACAAGUAGUGAUCUGAAGAAACACAUUCGUACUCACACUGGGGAGAAGCCAUACCUGUGUCCCUUUUGUCCAUUCCGAAGUACUCAAAGCAGUAACCUUAAGAUUCAUUUAAGAACACACAACAGUGGACAUGCAUAUAGAUAAUUUCUAUGUUUCAUUUAGUAUUUGUUAUCUCGCUAAAUUAGUGUAUUGAUUCAGUCCAUGUAAGCCUAAUUACCUGAUAUAUAUAAGUAUUUCUGAGGCAGUAAGAUUUCAGGCAUCUGUAGUUCACAAGUUGCACUUUGAAUAAUUUGUGUACUUAAUCUGUACAUUGUGCCAUCUUGGUUGUUUCCCUUUCUCUAUGUGAGACUACUGUAUUGCUGUUUUCUUUGUUGGUAUUUUGUGUCAGAUUAUAAAAAGAAAUGUUCUUUUAAGUUUUUGUUACUUAGGACAAAUAAUAGGAACUUGUUUGUUAACUUGAUGUAUAUUCGUUUUUUAAAUACAAAAUGUAUUUGAACCUGUAUUUAUUCCUUUUGAGGAAAAUAAUAAUUGACUAAUCAUCAUUUUCAGUUAUAAUUUAACAAGCAUGCAAGUAUGCACACUUUUCCACAUACAAAUACACAUACAUUCAUAAACACUCAGUUAGUCACUCACUCGCUCACUCACUCACUCACUCACUCACUCACUCACUCACUCACUCACUCACUCACUCACUCACUC